Molecule: messenger RNA, 1314 nt
Organism: Abrus precatorius (Indian licorice)
Lineage: Eukaryota; Viridiplantae; Streptophyta; Magnoliopsida; Fabales; Fabaceae
Product: protein IRX15-LIKE-like
Exons: 1
Coding region: 185-1135 (316 amino acids)
Biological process (GO): xylan biosynthetic process
Source: RefSeq, a predicted model, not a curated record
AUUGUAAGGUCUCACUCAUUAGUUUUUUUUUUCCCUUCACAUUGCUUCCAAUACUUCUUUAAAUCAAACCGUCUUCCCCAUUUUUCCCCCAGAGCUCAGAAUCUCUAGCUCUACCAAUCCUGCAAGGAAAGAGAGAGAUUCAAAACCCAACUUUUCCCUCUCUGGACCACUCCAACAAACGAACAUGAAGAACACAAACACUAACACAAAACUCAUUCUCCUCCACCCAUAUAUCCAAAAACAAGGAAGCUCCAACCGAUUAUGGCUUUUAGCCUUCAUAUCCUUCUUCACCCUCGCCUUCCUUGCCACCCUCAUUUACACAAGAGAAUCCACCUCAGCUACCACUAUUACCACUGCUUCUGGCAUUGCCUCUUCCUCCUCAACAUCUGGUUUCAGCAGCACCCCCUUACCUUCCACUGUAAUCAACACCCUCCUCCACUAUGCCUCAAAAUCCAAUGACACCUACCACAUGCCCCACUCAGACCUCAAAACCAUCUCUGACGUGCUCAGAAAAUGCUCAUCACCUUGCAACUUUCUAAUCUUUGGCCUCACGCAGGAGACCCUUCUCUGGAAGGCCCUCAACCACAAUGGAAGAACAGUAUUCAUUGAUGAAAAUAGGUACUACGCUGCAUACAUUGAAGAAAAGCACCCAGAAAUCGAUGCCUAUGACGUGCAAUACACAACCAAAAGGAGUGAAAUGAAGGAGCUGAUAGCUUCAGCUAAAGAGCAAGUAGGAAAUGACUGCAGGCCAGUGCAAAAUCUUCUGUUUUCUGAGUGUAAAUUAGGACUCAAUGACCUUCCCAACCAUUUUUAUGAGGUCGAUUGGGAUGUGAUAUUGGUGGAUGGACCAAGGGGUGAUUGGCCUGAUGCACCGGGAAGAAUGUCAGCCAUAUUCACCGCGGGUGUGCUCGCUAGGAGCAAGAAAGGUGGCAACCCAAAGACGCAUGUGUUUGUUCAUGACUUCUGUGGAAAAGUGGAAAAGAUUUGUGGCAAUGAGUUUCUGUGCAAGAACAACUUAGUGGAAGCAACUGAGACUUUGGGACACUAUGUGCUGGAAAAAAUGGAUGAGAGUAGCGUCCAGUAUUGUAAGAAUCAUUCGUCAUCGUCGUCAGGGGCGGCGGCUUCUUCAUCUUAAUUAGUUAGUGCAUGUCUUGGAGAUUACUAUCAUAAGCUUUAUUGCAUAUUGCUAUUUAUGAUCCUUUUAGUUUCAUUGUUUACUUCUUGGCCCGAGCUUGUAAAAAAUAAUUCUUUUUUUUUCUCCCUUGCCAUUUUCUGGCGCUGAGGGAUUGUAAUUUGCUCAAUGAAUCCAUGCUU